Molecule: messenger RNA, 1614 nt
Organism: Rubroshorea leprosula
Lineage: Eukaryota; Viridiplantae; Streptophyta; Magnoliopsida; Malvales; Dipterocarpaceae
Source: the annotation of a GenBank genome assembly
AAUACUAACUUUCCAAAAAGCCCCUUACCAACCUAAACUCAUCAUGCCUCCUAGAAGACAAAAUCCUCCUCGUCAACGAGCUAUUCGGGAUAUAGAGAUGGAAGAACUACGUCAACAAAUUCAAAGGCUUCAAGACAGACUCAAAGCUUUUGAGGGACAACAAGCUCGACACCCGCAAGAUGAACCACAUGAGUCAAAAGAAGAUACUGACGAUGAGAAUCCCUUCCAUCACCUAAGGGAUAAUGAAAGCUCAUCAUCAACAGGAAAAGUUUGUCGUCGACAAUGUCCCCAACAAAAUGCUACUCCCAAAUCCACUGACCUUGGCAUCAAAAUUGAUAUUCCAGAUUUUGAAGGUCGCCUUCAACCAGAUGAAUUUAUCGACUGGUUACACAUUGUGGAACGUGUGUUUGAACUCAAGGAUAUUCCUGACAACAAGCGUGUGAAGCUCGUCGCCAUCAAAUUAAAGAAACAUGCAUCCAUUUGGAGGGAGAAUCUCAAACACACAAAAUCUUUGACUGUGGAAGAAUAUACUAUGGAGUUCGAACAAUUAAUGAUGAAAUGGGAUGUUCGAGAAAAAGAAGAGCAAACCAUAGCAAGAUAUCUUGGAGGAUUAGACAAUGACAUUUCCAAAGUAGUUCAACUUCAACAAUAUUGGACUUUGGAUGAUGUCAUUCGGCUAGCAUUGAGGGUUGAAAAGCAAAUCUCAAAGAAGAAUAUUACUAUUACUUCAAAACCACGAGAUUUUGAAGGUAGUCAAGGGACCCAAGCCUCAAAGAUUGUUGCUGAGACACUUGCCAAAGUUGAGAAGAAAGCUAGUUCAAGCCGUCCAGCCCAGCCUAACACUCGAAAGUGUUUCAAGUGUCAAGGAUUUGGCCACAUUGCCUCCAACUGUCCCAAUAGGAGAAUUAUCACCAUUAUUGGAGGAGAGAUUUAUGAAGUCUUAGAUGGUGAAACAGAAAAGGAGAUUAGUGAUGAGAUUAAGCCACAACUUGAGGAAGAACUCAUCGCAACUGACCAUGGAGAAUCUUUGGUUUUUGACAGAAAGGCUAUCCAUGAUGGCCAUGCCAACACCUACACGUUUGUGAAAGAUGGUGUGCAAAUCAAGCUCACUCCCUUGAAGCCUAAAGAUUUACUUGAAAAGAAGGAUGAGAACAAAACCUUAAUCUCUAGAUCAACUUCUCAGAAGUUGCAUCAAGAAUCGAGGAUAGCUUGUCUCUUGCUAUUAUCUAAAGUGAAUGAUGCAACUUCCCCUUUUCUAGAGGAAAUUCGAUCUCUCCUUGAAGAAUUUUCUAAUGUUGUUCCUGAUGACACCCCUCAUGGAUUACUGCGAACUCAAUGAAGCAAGGAUUCUAUCAUGGUUGUGCCUACAAGACCAGACUUCCAGGUGACUAUGGAGUCUCUGUUACUUUUAAUGUUGCUGACUUAUCUCCUUACUAUGAGGAUCAUAAGCAUUGAACUCAAACUCGAGGAUGAGUUUUCUCCAACCAGGGGAGAAUGCACCAGGAAAAAAACAACAAGCAUGCAGAAGCUACUCUGCAGCACCACUAGGUUGGUGCAACUUUGUCAACAUGGCCACAAGUCAACAAAAAUGGCCACUAAAUUCUACAAAACUGC